UUUUUCCCUCUACGCAUAUUCAUUUUAGCGUAGCGUUUUUGCUCUGUCUUUGCUCUCAGUUGCUCUCAGUCAAUAUUGUGGAAUUUACGAGAUAGCAUGGAAGCGCUACGGUUUACAGGGAGUACCAAAAAACUGGAAUACGUUCAAAUACCGGUACCCAAAAUCAGCGAACCCAACCAGGUUUUGAUAAAAGUGGCAUUUUCUGGAGUGUGUGGCACAGAUCUGCAUAUCAUUAGCGGUGACUUUCCAUGCUCCCAAGACACAUUUACCUUAGGACAUGAGUUUUCUGGAACUGUUGUUGAAGUGGGAUCUGCAGUACAGAAUGUUAAAAAAGGAGACAGAGUAGUUGUAGAUCCAAAUGAUGGAUGUAGAUGUUGCGAUUUCUGCCACUCAGGUAACCCUCAUUUUUGUAAAAUAGGAGGACAGACUAACCUAGGUGUUCACAGAAAUGGAGGUUGGGGUACUUAUGCCUUAGUACCAACUAAUUUAGUACAAAAAUUGCCAGAAAAUAUAUCCCUAGAACAAGGUGCUUUGGCAGAACCAAUUUCAUGUCUUUCACACGGUUGGGAUCUAUUAUCUCCUGUUCCAGUCGGUUCCAGAAUUUUAGUAAUAGGAGCAGGAAUCAUCGGUAGUCUGUGGGCUUGUAUACUACAUUUGCAGGGACAUAGAAGAGUUACUGUUUCAGAACCGAAUACAAAUAGAUUAAACAUUUUAAAGAAAUUAGAUACUGGAUAUGAUCUGGUGACACCGAACACCCUAACUAAAAGUAGUGAAGACCCUAAUUAUAAAUUUGACAUCGUUGUUGAUUGCAGUGGUUACUGUCCCGCCAUAGAACAAGGACUAGGUUUAUUGGACAAGGGUGGUAAGCUUUGUUGUUUUGGUGUACCACCACCUGGUGCCAAGAUUAGUGUGGCCCCAUUCGACUUAUACGAUAAAGAAAUUACCAUAUUUGCGGUAAAAGUGAAUCCCUUCAGCUUCGUCAAAUCAAUUGGAUUCCUUACAUCCUUGGGAUCCAGAUAUUUGGAUUACGGGAGAUUGGGAAUUGAAGUCUUCGAUUUGAAGGACUAUCCGAAAGCAUUGGAGGCCCUUAAAUUGGGAAAAGUGGCUAAAGCAGUUUUUAGAUUAUAAGUUGAUAAGAAAAUAAAAUAUUUGAUACUAUUAUGUACUUGGUCAAUAUUUUCCUUAAUAAACGAGUUCAAAAAUAAAA
Sitophilus oryzae (rice weevil) is the source of this 1207-nucleotide messenger RNA. Its product is annotated as D-arabinitol dehydrogenase 1-like. Gene Ontology annotation, molecular function: oxidoreductase activity; zinc ion binding. The record is from RefSeq and is a predicted model, not a curated record. Bases 97 to 1128 code for a protein of 343 amino acids. The transcript has 6 exons. NCBI's taxonomy places the organism in Eukaryota, Metazoa, Arthropoda, Insecta, Coleoptera, Curculionidae.